CGCUCACUGCUGCUGCUGCUACUCUGGCCUUUUCCUCUUCUCCUCUCGUUUAGUCUUUUGUCAUAAAGUAGCCCUAAAGUCCUCUACAUGCACAACCUUCCCUAGCCUUGCUGUUUCCGCGAGUAUGCUACAAUGUCAUCCGCUGUUUCUGUGUCGCAGCCAGCCCAAGCCGCAUCCGAGAAUAGUGCCAAAAAGUAUAGAGUAAACAAGUUAGCGCUCAAGGGACUCACUGAUGCUGCCCAGGUAGAGCAGUUCUGGGCCCAGCAGACACAGAAAUACGCCAAGGAGCUGACGCUUGCCCAUGCAAUGAUCCACGACGGCAUGUCUGGCACCGACCCCGUCGACAUGGUCACCCGUGCCUGGCACCGGGGCGCAUACCCGAUUGUCGAGCUCUUUCGUGAGUCACUGGGCCAGCUCCGGUACAUCCCCGACGCACGUGGCCCGCCAAACGCACAGGCAGACAUGACAUGUGCUUGUUUCGAGAUGCAGCUGCGCAAGUGUUUGAGAAUGUUCAGCGGCAUGCGGGUGGCUCUAGCUGGGGAUGCACUGGCAAAGUGCUGCAAGUACAUGGGCGACCUCCACCGAUACCAGGUCGACUACCAGAUGGGCGAUAUCGAUAAGGCGUGGGCGCGCGCAUUGGACUGCUACCGGGCAGCGUGCCGGGUUAAUCCGCACGAUGGCAAGCCGUACCAUAUCAUUGCCGUACUGUACCGUAGCAAGUCGCUGUUGCUGAGUUUUUAUUACAGCUGCCGCGCCCUCAAUGCCAAUCGCCCGUUUAUGCCCUCGCGCGAAGCGGCGCUCAUGUGCUUUGGUGCUUCCGAGAAAGUGCUGCGCAAUCGCGUCAGUAGCCUGGGCUACCAAAACAUGGACUUCCCCGACGGCCGGGUUCCCAACUGGGUGCAUUUUGCUAUCAGCAGCAAGGACGAGGCUGAUCUGGAUGUCUGCUGGCAGCAUACCUGCCUAUACAUGCACUCGAUGAUAUACACCAAACCCGACAUCGACAGGUUUAACAAGUGGCUCACAUACGCGUAUCUGCCGCUGCUCAAAGCGCGCAUUGCCAGCCCAUCGUCGGUCAAGCUCGGCACUCGCAUAGCCAUCCUGGACCUAUCCGCUGUUCACCAGUACAGAAAGUGCGGUACCAAGCCAUUCGCGCCCAUCGCUGACGAAUGCCAGUGCGCGAUGCACAUGCUGAUCCAGACCCUUCAUCUCUGUAUCCGCCUGUUUAUUGACGGAUUCCACGACACCUCUGCGGCCAAGGCAAGCCAGACUCGGUUUGCAAUGACGUACAUUUCGGCGUUCCUUCUCUAUAUGGACCGGCCAGCACAUGGGACGAUCGAGUCGAUGGUGUGCUGUGCACUGGAUUUCCGACUAGCACAGGCCAGCACUCUGGUCGCUGAUUUUGUUGCUGCAAUGAACAUGCUACUGGAUGCAUCGGCUGCAGAGAGCGGUAUCACGGUUGAAUCCAUGGGCAACGUGCUCGUGCAGGGGCUGCCCGAGGACCUGGCCCUGCAGGGGAUCCGCUGGAUCAAGCCAUUCCACGCCAUCUCUUCCAAUGUCAAAGAGGAUGUGACACAUGCGUGUCUGCGUCAGCUGCGUUUGCUGGCGCUUGCCAAGCGACUCGUUGAUGCCAAGGUGUUGUAUGUCAACUACAAGGAGCAGCAGGGUGGAUUUGAGAUUGCCGAGGCGCUCCUACGCCAGGCAAACGCCCAAGAGGCGGCCAGCAAUGCGGCGGCCAGCAGCGGCCUGCCAGGCGCUAAGAAGCACGUGCCUGCCACUGGGCCAUUUAGUGGUGCCACCAGUGACUGCCGAUUCGUGUUCGAUACAAACUGCUUUAUCGAGGGCCUGGAGGAGAUCGAGCAGAUGCUGUGCCUUGGAUGGCAGGUCAUUGUGCCUGCAGCUGUGGUGGCCGAGCUCCGUGGGCUCUUGAGCAAGGGCAAGGACGAGGUGUGUGGGCCAGCCGGCAAAGCACUGGAGUUUGUCUGCCGGGUGCAGCGGAGGGAUGGCGAAUCUGGACUGCUGCAGAUCUGCACACGUAGAGGCCAGCAGUUCAACUUGAACGCUCCGCCCGAGGCCAGGAUCCAGGGAAAAAGCAUGGAUGACACGAUUAUCGAGACAUGCGGGAACUUCAAACCAGACGUAGCGCUGGUGACCAACGACUGCAACAUGCGGAUCAAGGCGGCGAUGCUGUAUGGCCGCGACAUGCACAUUGGGGAUUUGAAAGAUAUUCAAAGGUUUAUUCGGGCACUCUAGCAGCAUCUUGAAACUGUAUUUAACAUUCCG
Linderina pennispora is the source of this 2280-nucleotide messenger RNA. RefSeq lists its product as uncharacterized. Gene Ontology annotation, molecular function: telomerase RNA binding; protein binding; telomeric repeat DNA binding. Gene Ontology annotation, cellular component: telomerase holoenzyme complex. The transcript has a single exon. Lineage: Eukaryota; Fungi; Kickxellomycota; Kickxellomycetes; Kickxellales; Kickxellaceae. The record is from RefSeq and is a predicted model, not a curated record. Gene Ontology annotation, biological process: nuclear-transcribed mRNA catabolic process, nonsense-mediated decay. Bases 133 to 2250 code for a protein of 705 amino acids.